Molecule: messenger RNA, 4537 nt
Organism: Ixodes scapularis (black-legged tick)
Lineage: Eukaryota; Metazoa; Arthropoda; Arachnida; Ixodida; Ixodidae
Product: zinc finger protein 665
Exons: 2
Biological process (GO): regulation of transcription by RNA polymerase II
Cellular component (GO): nucleus
Molecular function (GO): RNA polymerase II cis-regulatory region sequence-specific DNA binding; DNA-binding transcription factor activity, RNA polymerase II-specific
Source: RefSeq, a predicted model, not a curated record
UUUGAUCAGUUGAUCCAAGUAUUAAUUGAUCGAUUGACGCUGUCACGGUGCCUCAAUCCGACUGCUGCUGUACCCACCUCCUACCAGUGCUCAUCCCUGCUUCGUCUUUUCCUCCCUCCCUAUCCCCUCCCAGCCGACGAGGAACGAGAAACGGACGAAGACGUCGCCGAGGACAAGACCUUGAGGUUGCAGCUGAAGGGCUUCUACGCCUUCAACUGCGACGUGUGUGGCUUCUCCGUCCACAACGAGAACAGCAUGACGCGCCACCACAUGCACCACGCCAAGCCACCGCUGCCGGAGUGUUGCACGUGCGGCCAGGCUUUCCCCUCUUUCGCCCUGCUCGCCGAGCACGUGCGGUGCCACUACAGCACCACACCGUACCGGUGCGACGUGUGCUCGGCGCGGUUCAAGAGCACGGGACACCUCAAGGACCACCUGCGGAACCACUCGGGGGAGCGGCCGUUCGGGUGCCAGUUCUGUGGCAAGUCGUUCGGCCAGAAGACCGGCCUGGCCAAGCACGUGGCGAUGAUGCACGGGGGCCGGCGGCCGUAUGCCUGCCACCUCUGCCCGCAGGUGUUCAAGCGCAGGGGCGCGCUAAUGGAUCACAUCGGCGCCCACGAGCUGCAGAAAGCGGCCCGGGUGCACGCUUUGAGCAGAGCGGACGAACCGGGGGCUGCGUUUCGAGGAGCCCCAGCCGCGAAGUCCGGAGUCGGAGCCUCGUCGGAACCAGCCGACGACGAGCGAGACCGUGACGAGGACGCUGCCGCGUCGCGGCUGACGGGCAUCCACACCUUCGCCUGCGACGCCUGCGGUUACACGACCCAAAACGAGAACCUCCUGACGCGCCACCGCAGGAACCACAUAGAGCCCGAGCUCCUGCAGUGCCACGUGUGCAACGAGGAAUUCGCCCAGAUCACCCAGCUCGAAGCGCACCUGCCGUCGCACCUCACUGCCAAGCCCUACAUGUGCGACGUGUGCUGCGCCCGGUUCCGGUACGGGACGCAUCUCAAGGACCACCUGCGCGUCCACACGGGGGAGCGCCCGUUCGUCUGCGAGACGUGCGGCAAGACGUUUGUCCACAGGACCACCUGGGUCCACCACAUGAAGACUCACACCGGGGACAAGCCGUUUGCGUGCCCCUUGUGCCCACUCGCAUUUGUGAGCAAGCGCUUGCUGCAGGACCACCUGAAGCUGCACGCGAGCUAAUGGGGCUGGGGCGAAGUGAGCCAGUACAAGACCGCACCAAGUCGCACCAAUGACGCAACUGCCGGUGCAUCCGGCGCACGGGUCCGGGACGUGUUUCGGGCACCGUACUCGAACCGGAAAACUAACUCUCCACGCUUGGAGUUGCGUUUCGGGGCUUGUGUGUUUCGUAAAAGACGUGAUCCAGUCACGAAUUGGAAAUUCCAUUUCACCCGUGCAAAGGGGAAAUCGUAACUCUCAUCGAGUCGGCAUGGCCUUGUCUUUCCUUUUUUUUAUCGCUUAAUGUAUACCUUGAGAAUGUAAUGCGGGUGUAGCAUCUGAAACGGGGUCAUGCAGGGUAUGUUUGCCACGCUUGCUUGGAGCAGAAUAUUUAAUGGAAGCAGCAUUCAAGUGAGGUGAGAAGCUACGAUUACUGUUCAAAGAAAGACGGUCUUGAAUGCACUAUUUUUUGUACAUUAUAUUUUUUUGUUAUGCUACGAAGGCAACUGAAUGUCUUGGGUAGAAACACAUAAUGCAGUUAUCUGUAUCCGUUCUUAGGUCUUUGCAAAGUGAUGCUGACUUGAAAUUUGGAUUUCGCGAAAUAAGGCUGCAGAAGCGUUGAACAGUAUGUUAUGAAGUCCAAAACAUCGCUCAUACAUCGAUAUCUCGCAGGGUUGGCCAUAUUUUUGGAAAUUAAGGGCAUGAUCAAGCGAGGACUUUGAUGUUACGACCCUCCUGGAACGGUUGAGAAUGAAAGGAGGUGGCCUCACUUCUCUCCUCCUCGCUUCGGUUCACCUACUCGAGGGGACGAAGCGAAGAGGAGAGUAAAUGAGAAUUGUGACAUGACGUGCGUUGCAGGCCUCGUCGGCCAAGUUCAGUCGCGCACUUUUCCUAAAAUAUGGCCAACCAUUGGAGAUAUCGCUGUAUGAGUCAUACUUUUGGGUUUUGGAGCGUCCCACCUAUCACUUCAGCUUUGUUUCGUGAGGUCCUAAUUUCAGUUCAGCAUCCCUUUAAGCUGAAAACUUUCAGGCAAAAUUUCUGUUUCUCGAUUUGUCUGCUUCCAAGUGCUGAACUGCGCUCCUACCCUGUACCACAGUAUAGCUAUAAGAGCUAACGCUUAUGCUUUUUUCCCCUUUCUGUCAGAGAAGAAAAACGGAGGGCAGAGCAAAAAGGUCGCCACAGAUUUGCUGAUUAUCUCUUGCAAAGUUAUUCUGCCAUAAUAACUUGCUACAAUGUGGUAUUGCUGCCUUAUGGGAUUAUUGAUAACAUGUGCUUGGAACUUUCAGCACUUCUGUGACAUUGAAACAUGUUUGUGUUCACACUUCGGCUUUGUGUUGUCUUUGGCUGUCGGCAUGUGUUGGGCUGUUGUGACAGUGUCGUAGUCUAGGUAGUCUUUAGAAGCUCUCAUCAGGCUAUAAGACAGCUUGAUGAGACUCCUUGGGACAAGCAGCAUAAUUGUAAUUCACAGCUGUUACUCCCAUAGACACUGGUGGUUUGUCGAUACCAUAGAUAUACCGUGUUUUUGUGCGUGUUCGGAAAGAGGGGUAAUUGUUGACAUGUUCGAGCGUUAAAUCGUUGCUCCAUUUGGUGCUUCUCUUCGUUUCAGGUCACAGUGUGAAGUAGCCGGAGCCAGUUUCUUGUCACUUUUGUUUUAGUGCUUUUUUGUCUGCCAUGCAUCUAUUACUUUGUGUGGACAUGUAACCUCAAACCUUUGUUUUCUUCCGAGAGCAAUGCUCAGUGGUGUUGGUGUGGAGCGUCUCAGCACGCUUCAGAAUACUCUAUAUAAUUGCUUACGAGUCACUACCGUGCUUGUGUUGUAAAUCUGUGCUCCAAUAUGGUAUCUUGCAUUAAAGAGAUUAAGAAUUCUUGUUUUUGAUGUUGGCUAACUUGUACCUUGAAUAAAUGUGUCACCUUCGCAAUGAUAAAUGUGUCACCUUCGCAAUGUACCUAACAGGAGUUAGCUUUUGUUCACAUUUGCUGAUUUUCUUCCCUCAAUAAGUACAUGAAGUACUUUUUUUCUCUCAAGAUCUUACUGUUCUGCUUUUUAACAAAAAAAAUAGGAAUAAACAAAAAAAAAUUAAAUCUUUGCAAUGAAUCAUUUGUUCAGUUGGGGUUGCCACUAGUUGAAUACUGGGGGACCAUAGAAAAAAAAUGGGAAAAGGUAUAAAAAAUUGCUGUGGUCGAUAGGUGCUCCUAACCAUGUCGCAUUGCAGAAAGAAUCCUACAUCGUCAUAACAAGAUAAUUUAUACUGGAGAAGGAGGUAAUGUGGUAACCCAUUGGCCACUUUCCAUCUUACAAUCCUGUGAACAUCACUCCCUAGAGUCACAAGGAGGUCCUAAAAAGUAACUUUAGAAAGAAACUUGUAGGUCCACUGAUGAUGGGUUAAUUUUCUGUUUACAGCGCUUUUCGUCGAAGAAGACCUCGGAGCCAAAGCUGACGAGCGGUUUCCUCAUCCUGAAGUGCGGCAUGUGCGGCUACGACACCCAGAGCGGAGAACCGCAUGAUGCAGCAGAGGAGGCUCCACGUCGGCGUGCGUCCCCUGGUGUGUCCCGUGCAUGGCAAAGAGCUCUUUCGGCGCACUCUACCGAUGCAUUGCGUUCCUUUCGGCCAGAAGGAACACCUCAAGGACCACUGGCAAGCCGCGCACGCAGAAGAGAGCCCCUUAAGGUCUCCCUUUUGUGACUCUGUGUGCGAGCAUCUAUGUGACCUGUUGCGCCACCUCCAAGAGCAUGGUCACAGGGCAAUGGCGUUUACGUGUCACCUUUGCCUGCUCGCAUUUGUGUGCAGGGGCUUGCUGCAGGAUCACGCUAGGGACCACAUAUAUGAACGUGGCUUCAAGUGCCACCUUUGCACGGCUACCUUCCAGAAGUGGUGCCAUGUAAAGGACCACUUGAAGAACCAUCUGGACACUGAAAAAGAACCCGGCUUGGCCCAUAGAUCUUUCGUAUGCGUUUUGUUGUUGUGGGAGACUCUGAUCGUAAAUUUUUAUAUUUGUUUGGUCAAAACUUUGUGUCGUGUUGAUCAGCUUGAAGAAAGCCAGCACUCGUUUCAAUAAACUUUUAUUGCUCAUUGUUUCCCCCUUUGCUGAUGGUGUCUUUCUAGAAAAAAGCAAAUUAGUGGAUGUUAGAUGUUUUGACAGUGUGACCUUAAUUUACCAGAGUAUGGCAACACUAUUACGUACUGCAGGUAAGAAAUCUGGCUAGUGUACAACUGUUGCUUGGGAUCUGUUAGAACUGAACUGGAGUGGCCAGGUAUUGGAGGUCCUGCUCGUGACUGAGUAAGCAAACGGGCCAGUAAUUUUUGCACAUUGCAAUUAUAGUGGGAUGUAAGAAACCAUAGCAAAAACCAACCAGC